Notolabrus celidotus (New Zealand spotty) is the source of this 4043-nucleotide messenger RNA. It is a transcript of the gene ttll11, whose product is annotated as tubulin tyrosine ligase-like family, member 11. Gene Ontology annotation, cellular component: cilium. Gene Ontology annotation, biological process: protein polyglutamylation; microtubule cytoskeleton organization. The record is from RefSeq and is a predicted model, not a curated record. The transcript is spliced from 10 exons. Gene Ontology annotation, molecular function: tubulin binding; tubulin-glutamic acid ligase activity. Lineage: Eukaryota; Metazoa; Chordata; Actinopteri; Labriformes; Labridae. Bases 559 to 2775 code for a protein of 738 amino acids.
AUCAGCUGUGAUAGAACCAGAUGGAGGUUGGGCAUCGGGGCUGGUCUGCUUUCUGCUGCUGCUGCGGCUUAACAACACAGGGACCAGAUAGCAGAGGAGGACCGUGGGUGUUAUCAUGACAGGGCUCGCUGCUUCUAGAGGAGUAGAUAACGGUACCGGUGAGGUAAAGUCUGUCAGGCGUCCAGUCGUGGUUCCUCUUAGAACCAUAUGUUAGCUUUAAGAAGUUUGACAAGCUAACUGAAGGUUUGUUUUUUUUCAUUUAGCCUGUUAGCUCGAGCAGCUAGGUGAAGUAAAUGCAGUUCCUAUGACAGCUGGUAAAUACCGUUAGCUAACAGUACUAGUUUAACUAUUUACUAGCUAAAUAACAUUGAAGACUGUUAGGGUUUUCUAGCCUGCUUGAGAGAGUCUCAUUUGAGAAAAAACAUCACAGAAGCAAAUGGCUUAUUCAGUUUAAUUAGCUAUUUAAGCUAGCAAUGCGUACCUCAUUAUAUCAGAAUAACGUUAGCUUACCGGUGUCACAUUACUGCACUCUAUGGUACAGUUAUAGCAUAUUGCAUAAUGAGUGAUAACUAUGUCAAAGUGCAGCUUGAGCAGAUGAAAUCAUUAGGGGAGGCUGGAGAGAAGGAGGGUGUGGACAAUGAGGAGCAGGUCCCUGUGUCUCCCCCCUCUGCUGACCCUCCCAGCAUCACCAUAAGCAGCAGUGAUGUCUCCAACACCUCCAUCACUUCCAGACAAAGAGGUAAAAGUCGCAGUAAGCUAGUGAAGGAUGACAAGAACUCUACUGGCAAAAGCAUCUCAGAUCUGUCACUGCACGGCUCUGUGGUUUCUGCUCCUGCUGGGAAGAACUUGAAUAGACCGGGCCUGGAGCGGACACUUCACAUCAAAGGGACUGGGAAGACCCUGCAGGGCAAGUCUGAGAAUAAUGGGAACUAUGUGACCAUUCAGCCGUCCAAGAACAUCCAGGAAGCACGGCGCGAGGAGGCGCUGAAACUCACAAGGAAGAGGAGACCAGUGACGGUGGACACAGCCAAAGCCAAAACAUCCUUAGAGGCACUGAAGAUCAGCAUCAAGCAGCUCAAAUGGAAAGAGUUUCCUCUGGGUAGACGGGCGCCCUGUGAUAUCUACUGGCACGGCGUGUCCUUCCAUGACAAUGAACACAUCGUCUCAGGGCAGGUGAACAAGUUCCCAGGAAUGAUUGAAAUGCUGAGGAAGAUCAACCUGAGUCGAGCAAUGCGGACUAUGCAGGAGCUGUUCCCGGAUGAGUACGACUUCUAUCCUCGUUCCUGGAUCCUGCCGGAGGAGUAUCAGCAGUUUUCAACACAGAUCCGCAUGGUGAAGGAGAAGGAUCCCACACUGAAUCCCACCUUCAUUGUCAAGCCGGAUGGAGGCUCUCAAGGGGACGGCAUCUACCUCAUCCGUGACCCCAGUGAACUGAGAGUCAUGGCGGGUUCGCAGGCCAAACAGUCCGUAGUGCAGGAGUACAUCCACAGACCCCUACUUAUCGACAAACUCAAGUUUGAUAUCCGCCUUUAUGUCCUGAUAAAGUCUUUGGAGCCAUUAGAGAUCUACAUUGCCAAAGAGGGCCUGACGCGGUUUUGCACUGAGCCCUACCAGGAACCAAGCCAGAAGAAUCUCACCCAUGUCUUUAUGCACCUGACAAACUACUCUCUCAACGUCCACAGCGGGAACUUUGUGCACUCAGACAGCCAGAACACAGGCAGCAAGCGGACUCUCUCCAGCGUGCUUUACAGGCUGGCAGCUAAAGGUGUAGACAUCAAGAGAGUGUGGUCGGACAUCAUCGCGCUCGUCAUCAAAACUUCUAUCGCAGUGGUCCCAGAAUUAAAGGUCUACUAUCAGGCGGAGAUACCGCCUGGUAAACCGGGACCUACGUGCUUCCAGAUAUUAGGUUUUGACAUCUUGCUGAUGAAGAACCUGAAGCCAGUGCUACUCGAGGUCAACUCCAACCCCAGUAUGAGAAUAGAGCAUGAACAAGAGAUGUCGCCAGGAGUUUUCGAAUACGUUCCCAGUCCAGUGGAUGAAGAGGUGAAAGUGGGCGUGAUCAGGGACACUCUGCGCCUUAUGGACCCAGGCCUAAAGAAACCUGCAGUUUCCCAAACGAGGCCUGGUGGGACUGAACGUGGAGAGGAGAUCCCCAUGGAGGCAGAGACGCCAGCGAGGAGCCCGGAUGACGGAGCUCUGCCCUCGCUGUGUCUGAAGCAGGUUUACCCCAAAUACACCAAACAGUUCAACUGCCUGCGGCUGGUGGAGCGGACUGCAGCGCUCUUCAUACGUUUUCUUGGGGUCAAGGGAAACAUGCGCCUGGGACCCACUGCCUUCCGGACCUUCAUCAGGACCUGCAAACUGAGCAACAGCAAUUUCACCAUGGCCUCAGUGGACAUCCUCUACAUCGACAUCACUCGCCGCUGGUCAGGAGCCGCGCCUGAUUCCAGAGAAGCAGGUAUGGGACUCCAAGCCUUCGUUGAAGCCUUUUUCCACCUGGCAGGUCGCAGGUUCAAAUCCCUUCCUCUGAAGGAGCAGGUCUUCUCCCUGCUGGAGCUCUGCGAGGCUCAGCUCGACUCCCAGUCGACCAUCGAGGACAGACGCUCCGUGAGCUGCAGCCGUGCACUUUCGCGAGGCGUCAAGACCCAGACGCCCGGCCUCACCGCCAACUCGCAGCUCGGCUCCCCCGCUCCGCUGAGACGAGCAGCCAGCCAGGACUAUCGACUGCACCAGAAGCUCAGACCACGCACUCUCAGGGCCAACGUGGAGAACUGAUGGAAGCCUCCUCUACGCGAGGGAAGAGAUUAUCCAUCUCUUCACUUGCAGCUCCUGAAGAGAUGGAUGAUGGGAGCUGAGAGGAGGGAUAGCUUGACCCCUGCUGGCUGACUUGCAGGAGCGCUCUUCUAUGCCUGAUUGCUUUUUUUCCAGAGGAGGAAGAUGCCUGCGGGAGGUGUUUGAGUAGAAAUGAAACGAGGGGUACAAGAAGGUUGGUGCGUUCUUUUCCCCCUCCCUCUCCUGCUGUGAUCAUACAUGAACAAUUUGGUCCAAUCGGGCGGAGCAGGAGGAGGAGGAGGAUUCCACAGGGCAGCUAUCUGCUCCUCUUCACCUUUAUCUGGCUUCACAAACACUGACACCAACUUUCUGUUCAGGGAAACAUCAGCUUCUCCACGUUUGAUGCAUUUACACUCAUGAAUGAAGGGUGCGAGGGAGUGUCCUUACUAAGUGUACUACAAUCUUCAAUUUGCACAACAACUCUUUGAACUCAAAAAUUUGCACAGACAUGGAUGUGAGGUUGACUGAGCAGCCUUUGUGUGGACCUAUUGUGACUGUUUGAGUGUGUUUGUGUGUGUGUGAGUGUGUGUGUGUGUGUACGUGCUGUAUUUUAUUUUGUGUUAAGCUCAAUAGUGGAAGUCUAUUUACAGCCAGUGGCUCAGCUGUGCGUCCGAGCUCUGAGAGCCCAUUAGUGAUGAGUUAAGUGAAUGAGUAUUCAAAGGGAAAAGGCCACGACGCCACUUAUCCUCUUUUUCAGUUCAGCAGCUAUUCCAGUCGGGCAGUUUCAGACCUCCAGCUAACAUCUUUGUAGAAACUUACACAACUGCCAUUGGGGGGGUUAUUUGUUCAGGCGUCGUUGCAUGGCACCAAAUCUCACCGUCCUCACAUAACGCAUUGUUUCAGAUGCUUUUGUGAUAAACCUUUAAAUGUCUGAUUUGUUCAUCGCUGACAGAAGAAACUGAGAAAUGAAAAAGGUUACAGACUGUUUCAAAUGAUUAACCCUGCAGUUACUCCCUCAUCACUGAAGUUUGAAAUGUAUGUUUCCUCCUCUCACACUAAAAUUAUUUAAUAAACUUGUCACAAGCAGACUGAGAACACAAAAACACUCUACUGUUCAUACUGUAGGACUGACAUGUGGCAGUGUGCAGUAUGUACCCAAUGACACUCAGCUUAUUUAUGUGAUUACCAUAUUUAAGAUUGUUGGUAUGGAUGGAAUGAAUUUAUAGUUCUUGUUAUUGCAAAAAUAAAAUUCAUUUUGCUUCCUGAACUAA